AUGUCCCUUUUCCAGUUUGAGUGUUGUGGCGUACGCAGCUAUAGAGACUACAAUGGAAAGGUCCCCAUAUCUUGCUGCAUCGCUUCACGAAGCUCUUGCAACUCCGCAGAUUUGAGGGAGGAUGAAAUAUACAGAGAUGGCUGUUUGGACAAAUAUAAGGAAGGCGGAGUGAAUUUCUUGCACAUUCUCUUCCUAGUUGUCUUUGCAAUCUCCUUCUUCGAGAUCUUCGGCCUCCUAUUCUCAAUCAUCAUGUGUUGUAUCGUCCGAAAAUACACAAGUGAUUACUAUGAAGUGGAUUACGCGCCGACAUCUUAA
Messenger RNA from Rodentolepis nana, 315 nucleotides. Lineage: Eukaryota; Metazoa; Platyhelminthes; Cestoda; Cyclophyllidea; Hymenolepididae. The record is from the annotation of a GenBank genome assembly.